This is a messenger RNA of Cooperia oncophora, 456 nucleotides long. NCBI's taxonomy places the organism in Eukaryota, Metazoa, Nematoda, Chromadorea, Rhabditida, Trichostrongylidae. The record is from the annotation of a GenBank genome assembly.
AUGCAGGCGAAGUUGAAAUUAAAUCAAAAGCCAGAAUCCGAUGGAACGAAUUGGAAAACUCCAAAGAUAGAUCUCUCUGUUGAUAUGGAAGCGUUAGCAUUGGCGAUUGGUAAAUACCAAUAUCAGGAUAUUUUACUGUUCCUUGAGGCGCAGGAAAGGUUCAAUCUCGCAACGCAGUAUUUGAAGUACCGCCCACAUCUUAAUGAGUAUCGUGGACAUUACAAAGAAUGGUGGCAUUUUGCCUACAAAGCUAUAUUGGAAGAGAAAGUUCGUCGUCGAAGGAACAAUUGGUCGUGGCCGAGAAUGCGCGCUCAUAGAAAGCUUGUCCGUGAAUAUCGAGAUGCGUGGGUGAAACAACAAACAACCAGAAGUCCUGGGUCCGAUGUCACGGAUAUUAUCAAGAAAGCAGAGGAACAACUGGAUGUGUUUAAUGUGAACGUUGCUCGGCAACAGGCU